AUGUUGGAGGAUUAUUUAAUAAACCAUCAAUCAUCCCGUUUAGAACAAAUAUUAAAUGCAACGGAGGAAUAUGUGCAUUAUUCAAUUUAUGUGAACUUUGUAUCUUUAUUCGAAGCUGAUCCUGAGAAUGCACAAAAGAUUCUACUUCGUCCUAGGUAUUAUUUACCAUUAUGUGAUGAAGCAGCUAUUAAGGCUCAAGAAAAAAUAUCCAAACCGCAUCAAGUUGUAAAAAAAUUGAUUCAUAUUAGAAUUACUGCUAUUCCUAUUAAAGUACAAGAUGCACAAAUUGGUGAAUUAGUUACUACGAGUGGAAUUACAGUUAGAACGUCUCAACCUUCUGUUAUAAAAUUGAAAAAACGAUACAAGUGUAAAAAGUGUAAACAUGUCUCUGUAAUCAAGUUUGAAUGGGAACGACAUAUGUUUCAAAAUCUUAAAGAAUGUCAAGCGUGUCGUGUAAAGAAGAUAGAAACUUUAACAGAUCUAGAACCUGAUGAUUGCUCCGAUUACCAGGAAAUUAAAAUUCAAGAACACAAUCAAAAGGAUGCGAAGAAGUCUUGUAUGGUAGGAUUACAAGUUAUUUUACUGGAUGAUUUAGUCGAUAAAUGCAGACCAGGAGAUAGUUUAGAAAUAAGUGGAGUAAUUAUACGUAAAUGGGGAACUUUGACAGUUGGACGACCAGCAGAAGCAACAACGUUGAUGAUAGCAAAUAGUAUUUCAAUACGUCGUAAAGUAUCUGACAUUACAUUUUCCAAUCAAGAAAUGCAAGAUAUUUUUAAAGGUUAUUGGCAACAAUAUGAGAACGAUCCUUUGACUGGAAGAGAUAAUAUACUUGCAUCAAUUUGUCCUCAACUCUAUGGAAUGUAUACAAUAAAAUUAGCAUUAGCUGUUGUAUUAUCUGGUGGUGUAUCAAAAGUAAAUGAUUCAGGUACACGUGUCAGAGGUGAGCCACAUCUUCUUAUGAUCGGUGAUCCUGGAACCGGCAAAUCUCAAUUACUUCGUAUUGCUUCCAAAUUAUCAACAAUAUCUGUUCAUACAACUGGUAUUGGCACAACCGCAGCUGGCCUUACAGCUGCUGCUGUCAAAGAUACAGAUGGUUGGCAUUUAGAAGGUGGUGCUUUGGUAUUAGCAGAUGGUGGUGUUUGUUGUAUUGAUGAAUUUAAUACAAUGAGUUCUCAUGACAGAGCAUGUGUGCAUGAAGCUAUGGAACAACAAACAAUAUCAAUUGCCAAAGCAGGUUUAGUGAGUACUUUAAAUUCUCGAUGUACAGUUAUUGCUGCUAUUAAUCCAGAUGGAGGCACAUUUAUAGAUGGUGAAGAAUGGAAAACACGUUUGGGAAAUCCUCUUUUAUCACGAUUCGAUUUAAUUCUUCUACUCAAGGAUAAUAAAAAUCAAGAAUGGGAUAAAAUGGCAUCUGAUCAUAUUUUAAGAACAGCUUAUGAAUUUAACGAUACAGAAGCUCAACCAGAUACAAAGCAACAGAUGGAUUCUGUAAGAUCAGGAUUAUGGUCGGAGCAAAGUUUACGCGAGUAUUUCACACAUAUACAUACUUUGAAACCAAGUCUUACAAUAGAAGCAGAAAAAGUUAUCAGUGCAACUUAUCUUUAUCACAGAUCUAAUCCAAGUAGAAGAUCAGAACGAACAACUGUACGACUUUUAGAUAGCUUGGUCAGAUUAGCUGAAGGCCAUGCAAGACUAAUGUUUCGAUCAGAAGUACAACUAAUGGAUGCUAUAAUUGCAUCAGACUUAACUGGUACUCUUAUAAGUGAUAUGGGAAUUGGAUGUCCUUUUCCUACAAAUCCAAAACACACAUAUCAUUGCAGAGGAAAGGAGAUAUUAAGAAUUCUUAAUUUGGAAACGCUUGAAUCAUUUCUAUAAUGUAUCAUACGUAUAAUGUAUUUUCUAACACGAAUUAUAUACAUUUCCAUGGUUAUUUGAUUAAUUAAUAUCUUCCAUAUUUGAAGUGUUAUAAUAAAAUACAAUAGUCCAAGGCAGAAUUAUAAGUAUAUAUUAUUAUUUAGUUUAGCAAUUAAAUAUUCCAUUAUCUACUUUUUAUGCAUAAGUGGUUUACUUUUUUUUUAAUAUUAUUCUCAGUACCUAUAUAUUAGCAAACAUAAUAGUUUUAUACAUGGACCUUUGGAGUUUUAAUUUGUUAUUAAUAGCUGCAGAAUAUUUUCCAUUGAAUUUUCUUAAAAAAAAAAA
Molecule: messenger RNA, 2199 nt
Organism: Polistes dominula (European paper wasp)
Lineage: Eukaryota; Metazoa; Arthropoda; Insecta; Hymenoptera; Vespidae
Product: DNA helicase MCM9
Biological process (GO): double-strand break repair via homologous recombination; DNA replication
Cellular component (GO): MCM complex; nucleus
Molecular function (GO): ATP binding; ATP hydrolysis activity; single-stranded DNA helicase activity
Source: RefSeq, a predicted model, not a curated record